Messenger RNA from Caenorhabditis bovis, 1611 nucleotides. The record is from the annotation of a GenBank genome assembly. Lineage: Eukaryota; Metazoa; Nematoda; Chromadorea; Rhabditida; Rhabditidae.
AUGGCAGAAAGUAUUAAGGUAAACUCGGAAGUCGCUGUUGAGAGAACGGAAGAUCUUCCAUUGCCGAUUGUUCCAACAGAAGUUAUUUCGAGUGAAAACUUAAAAUAUUAUUUCUAUUCGUCACAUCCACUUGUUCAAGAAAUCGAAAAGAUCGUUUCUGAUUUUAGCGACGCUUACUAUUUGGACAAGCAACAGGUUCUUAUUGCCAUCAUCUUUAUUUUAAUCCUUUUCGUGGCGUUGGUAAUCACUUGUGUAGUUUGGAGGAUUUAUUCGCCAAUCAUCCAAGAUUUCGUAUAUAAGGAGAGGAAAAGAAGAAUGAAUUCAUUCAAGAAGUUUCUAAACAGAAAAAAAGUCCAGAAUCAUUUCAAAAAGAGUGGCGAAGGGACACGUCUUAACUCGGGAGAAAGCUCUUCCCAGCCUUCGAUUGUUACCGGAACUUCUCAAGGAAGUCAAAUCGAUCGACAGGCUGCUGCCGAUAUUGCAGCGCAAGCUGCUUUAAAGCGGAUGUACAAAAAUGAAACAACACAACAAGAUAAGAGCAAGAAACGUAUUCAAAUGAUCGCAAAACGAGAGUUAGAAGAAGAACGAAAGAAAAGGGAAGAAUUAGUUACUGCUGAAAUCCAAAAAGUAACAAUUGACGAAAGGGAAUUUGAACACUCAUCAGCUAUUGAACAAGUAUUCUAUACCUGCGAGCUUCUUGGAGACGAUUUUGUGAAGCCCAAAUCCGAGUUGAUGAAGGAUCUUCAGGCAUUCCUCAGCGAACAAGUUGAAACGGCUGAUGAAGACGAAGACAGAGUUAUUGCUGCGAUUCUCAUGAUUCAUUCAUUAAACAAGAAAUCUGUGAAAGAUAUCGCGAUUGAAACGAUUAGUAAAUAUUUGCAAAAUAUUCUUGAGCAUCCUGAUGAAGAAAAAUAUAGAUCGAUUCGCGCCGGGAAUAAAGCGUUCCAAGAAAGAGUUGCGAGUGCCGUCGGAGGCAUUGAACUUCUUAAAAGCGUCGGAUUUACCGAGAAAGAAAAUAAUGGAGAGACAUUCUACGUCUUCACAAGAGGUUCAGAUGCUCAUUUGUGUGAUGCUCUUGAAUCAUUACGAAAUGGACAAUCUGUUCCUAUCAAAGUGUCAAGAAAUCUUCAAAUUUACUUAACUGAUGGCAAUAAAAAGAUUAAAACACCUCAAUUGUCAAACGAUUUCUUCAACCUGACUGCUGAAGAAUUGAAAAAAGAACAGGCGCUCAGGGAACAAGAAACGGAAAAGCUUUUCUCGUUGAGAACCAAAGAGAUGCGAAUGAGGGAUGAACAAUUGAGAAAUUAUAAAUACAAGUAUACCCUGAUUCGCAUUCGAUGUCCCGGAAAUCUACUCAUACAGGGAGUAUUUAGUACAUAUGAGCCAUUUUCCGCUGUACGAGAAUUUGUGGCUUCAAUUCUUUCUGAUGCUGCUUCUGCUUGUGAAUAUUCAAUUGCUGAUGCUUCAAACCAGAUUCUUGAAGAUGAGACUCAAACUUUGGCUCAAAUCGGUCUUGCUCCUGCUGCAGUGCUCCAUCUUAAAAUGUCGCAAGUUCCUGAAGAUUCAAUUAUCGCUGAGCGUCAUGCGCAUCUCAUUAAACCCUUGGAAUGA